AUGAACCGUCAGUAUGUUGAAGACCGGAUUGCAGAAGUGGCCCUUCUUCCUUUCACCUGGAACGUGGAAACACCUGGGCCUCAUUAUGCUCUUUGUCUGAAGAUGUCGCGGCUUAAGCAGUUAGUGUUCAACUUUGAAUUUGGAUCUGUAGACCCCAGGAUUGUUAAGCUUGACAUCUCUUUAAAUGAACUGCAAGAGAUUUCACCCGAAGCUCUUUUCCCGUUUGAGAAUUUGGCCGAGCUGGACGUGUCGCUUAAUGCUUUAAGCACUUAUAACGCGAUCGGAGAGGUGAAGGAGCUGGAAAACUGCCCCCGCCUGUCCGUCCUACAUGUGUCCCACAACCGCUUGAGAAGCCUCGCGGAGAUCCCUCUCUUGAGUAACCUGACGCAGCUAAAUUUGUCUUCGAAUCAGUUGCAGUCUCUGGAAGGGGUGCAGAACCUCCCCCGGCUCUGCGAGCUUCACGUGCAGAAGAACCGCAUUGCAAGCCUCCUGCCUCUGGCUUCUUCGCUGUCUCUCAACGUCCUCUGUGCCUCCGGCAAUGACAUUGGCGGGCUGCCCGAGGCUCUGCACGUGCUCAGAGGCCUCCGCAGGCUGAAACAUCUCACGCUCAAGGACAACCCAGUGGCGCGAGACAACCGCUACACCACUGCCAUCAAGGAGUCCACCUCCGUGGAGAUACUGGACGGGAUGUUUCUCCACGACCCGCCAAGUCUUUCUGCUCUCCCUCUGCACAUGUGGUCCCUCCUCCGGGAACCGGCAUCCAGUUCAACCAACAUAGCCCAAGCCAAAGCAGACCUGAAGGAUGUGGCCAGGAGAGCCUUCGGCGCUAGGCUGCAGCGGAAGAGAGACGACGUCGGCAGCGCUGUGCAUCACUUUCAUUCCAGGAUAUUGGAACUGCAGGAAGAGUUGACAGGCUAUGAAGAAAGACUCAGACUGGAAUUGGAUGGGUGCGAAAGAUUCAUCCAAGCUCUUCCAUCGGAGGAUUUCCAAAAGUUGGACAAUCCUCAGGAGAUUGCCGAAGCCAUGGACAAGUACCUGUUCACCAAAUUCUGGGAAAAGUGGCAGAGGGGUCGAAGGAAGCCUGCCUGUCUACCCUACAAGGAGCUGAGCAAGCCAGAGGAUGUGGUGAACGCCGCUGCUCAUCUCCUCUCGAAUCUGCCGUGCUGUGUCUCCCCCACCUUCUGAACCCGUUUCCUCUGGGGAUCUUGCCUUGUUCCAUCAAUUGUUGG
Messenger RNA from Lacerta agilis (Sand lizard), 1229 nucleotides. RefSeq lists its product as uncharacterized. Gene Ontology annotation, molecular function: protein binding. Lineage: Eukaryota; Metazoa; Chordata; Lepidosauria; Squamata; Lacertidae. The coding region runs from base 1 to 1185 and encodes 394 amino acids. The record is from RefSeq and is a predicted model, not a curated record. The transcript has 8 exons.